CUCUUGCACAUUGAUAAUUCUAUUUAUCGUAAUAUUAAAUAUUAUAUUCUCGAGAACACCAUAAUUUGUAAUACUCACUCUCCGACGGUAUCAGCGUGCGGUUCGGGACAGCGGUUGUUAACUUCUCGUCCAGUUCUCCGUUCGAAAUGGGCAGCGGUCUGUGCAGGCGUGGUAAUAGAGACGAAAGACCGAGGGCUGUACGUCGGGGGUUUGAUGGAUUGUACCGGAAGAUCGUUUUCAAUUACGGCAAACAGGGGACGCGUUAUUCAGACAAACACAAGAAGAGUGAAAAAAAAAAUACCAAACGCAAUAAGAGCAGAAGGAAGAAACCGAUUAUCAGCGCACCGUUUCCGGCAGAUCCGGACCGACUGCAAGGCGACAAGUGGCAGUACGUGAUACUGACGCGGUUGGACACAGAACCGCCGCCCGAACGACCACCGCGAACCAAACGAUGCCGCCGGCAGGAGACAACGGCGAUCAGUGGCGUCAGUGGCAUCGUCCGUUGGGGAUCGGAGCGGCGGCGGUCGUUCGGUCGCAGGCGGCAGCCGAAGCCGCCGCCGCCGACCGCCGACCAGCUGACGGAACCGGUGCCGUCCGGACUGGUCGUCGGCGGCGGAAAGGUCGAAAGAGCGGCGACGGCGGCGGAAAAAUACAACGCGUCGCCGGCUCUCGACGCGGCCGUCAAAAAGCCUUCGAUGUGGGUCGUUUUGUGGUCGGGCGCCGUCGUCGCCGGUCGGACGUACGCUGCCCGACAAAACGGUUUACUCAAGUCCGUGGCUCGCGCCAGCGCGAUGGCCAACGAUUUGUCGUCGUAACACUGACAACAAGUCGGCGGCGCAAGUGCGGUCGGGCAAUAACCACCAAGUGUUUGUGACGAUACCUUUUUGCGGUAAUACUGUUACUAGCUGCCAUCGAUACUCCGUGCGCCGCCCACACAAAAUACUACCUAUUACAAUAAUGGCAUUAUAUUAUUAUGUUACCUAAACUAUUCCUUAAUUGACUUUUCCAAUAUCCUGCACUGCGGAAAAUCCUAUUUUCUUUUACAUUCACUAGGUACCCAUCACAAUAUCGUCUUUAUUGACGAAUCUCAUCGGGGGACCAUAAUGUAGAACGAAAUCAAGUGAUCGUCCAAAAUCCGUAGUUGUUCUAUUCUGGUUGCCAGCUAUAAGCUAUAUACGUCAUAUAUUUAAUCAGCAUCAGAGUAUGUGCGAAAUUACGUCCGAUGUUAAUUUGAUUGUCUGUUGAUAAUCAGAUCUAACCACCGCGGGUUGUUCAAAAAGCACUGCUAUCGUAUGCAAUUAUAAUGUACAGUAGUGGGGGAGGAGGGUGAAAAAAUGUAAACGCCUUAUACGUGGUUAAUGGUUAUGCCUAUAUAUAUGCUUAUUUCAUUAUAUUUUGGUUUCAAAACUUAAACCAUGUGUAAAGGUCUGACAUUCGAAACAAAUAUCUCGUAUUAUAAUAUAUUAUUACGAUAAUAAUAAUAAUAAUAAAAGGAUAACUGUAUAACUCUCCUGUCACAUUAUAAAACCACAUCUUGCCUAACGUGCCGAUUUUAUGCUAUCCGAAUACGCGUCGGAGGAGUCGUCUUACUAUAGAGUUCGAUUUAAGUGCACGCUCGACGCAUUUGAACGCCAUAAAAGCUGAACGCAAAACAGUUCAACGAUUUAUCCGGUAAUAACACGGAGAAAGGAAAAAAAUGUAUAAAUAAAGUGGCAAUGUAAUGCCGAAAAUCCUCCUUGCGCAGUGUUUAUGACUUCCGCGGCUCGACGGAUGAUACUUCCGGUGUGUUAAAGCCAAGUCGCCUUGUCAUCAUUUCAGAAACAGGUCGUUCGAUCCGAGCGAAAAGGCUAGAGAAGGGGAUGAAAAUAAAUAUAUUUAAAGGUUCGACGCUGUGUAAUGGCUCCAUUCGAUAUGCGUAUAUAUAUAUAUAGUAUAUGUAUACAUACGAGUUGUACUAUAUUAUAUAGAUCGUAUAUUUUCGUUUUCCAAUUUUCACCAUUCUACAUGUCCCGUUAAUAUUGAGACAUCGAUAAAAAUGGUGCCAUACAAUAAUAAUUAUUAGGCAAUAGGUAUACGGUUUGCUGAAGAACAUCUUUGGGUGCUUAGUCACAUUAAUAACUAACCUUUUUCCAUACGUAAAAUAUGAUUUUUGUGGUAAAUUUCGUUUGGUUCACCACCGAUCGAAAUUUAACUAGCAUUCAGUUAAAACUGGAAAAUGUCUAUGGAAAUUUGAUUUUUUUUGUUUUUAUUGUAUUAAACGAAAAUGAGUUAUUUAUUAUUCACUCAA
Messenger RNA from Myzus persicae (green peach aphid), 2287 nucleotides. RefSeq lists its product as uncharacterized. Lineage: Eukaryota; Metazoa; Arthropoda; Insecta; Hemiptera; Aphididae. The coding region runs from base 147 to 815 and encodes 222 amino acids. The transcript is spliced from 4 exons. The record is from RefSeq and is a predicted model, not a curated record.